GCAAGCCUUUUCAAAUCCUUUUUGAGGAAACAGCCUUCUUUAGCUGUUAGAAAUCGAAGCUGCUUCCUUUGCCAAUUGCCACAGCAAUUUCAAUUUAACAGCAAGAACGACCAUCGUGGACAAAUGACCAGAGUAAUUUCCACAGUGACAGCGCUUUUAUUCUUCUUCAUGAAUUCCAAAGCAUUUGAUGUCAAGGAGAUUGUGCCGGGCGGUGAGGUUACUGCAGAGAUAGGCAGCAAGCUGGUGCUAAACUGCAACACAACUGGCUGUGAAUCCCCAACUUUCCUUUGGAGAACCCAGUUGGACUCCCCAUUAGGAGGGACUGUAAGCAAUCAAGGGAGCCGUUCAGUCUUGACGAUGGAUCCUGUGAGCUUUGCCAAUGAGCAUGAUUAUCUCUGCAAUGCUGCUUGUGGGGGCAAUAAUAAACAAAGGACAGUCAGCAUUCGCGUUUUCUCACUUCCCAGUGAUCCCGUUAUUGAUAUCAGCAACCCACUUGUUCUUGGGAAACAAGCUAGCAUCACCUGUAGAAUUCUGGGUGUCUACCCUGCUGCUGAACUGGAGGUGUAUCUAAAGAAAGGAGAGGAUCUCAUGCCUGUGGGAGACCGAUUUGAAGAUCCUACUACCAGAUUUUUGGAAACAAUAAGUGUGACAACUACUUUUACUCCCACUGAGACGGAUAUUGGGGGAAAGAUCACUUGUGUGGCUAGGAUGUCAAUUGAGGAGAUGGAAGUCAAGGAAAGGCAGGCAAUGCACAUACUUAAUGUGAAUUAUGGUCCACAGAAAACUCAUAUCACAGCAUCUCCGGGUACCACCUUAUUGGAAGAUGGCACAUUAAUGCUUCACUGCGUGACUGAAAGUAACCCACCAGCAAGGAUUGUAUGGAAGAAACAGCUGGCUAAUGAAACUCUGCAAAGCAUUGUAAAAAACCACACGUUGUCAAUUCCAAAUGCUCAGCUUGAUGACUCUGGCAUAUAUAUCUGUGAAGUCACAAAUGAAGUAACCAACAAAACUGAGAACAGAACAGUGACUGUUUCUGUACAAGGUGCCCCCAGGAGGCCAGAAUUUUCUGUACUUCCUUCUGCAACAGUGUAUGAAGGGGAAAGGGUUACGCUGAUGUGCUCCGUGGAGAGCAGCCCUGCUGCCCAGAUUGUCAUAAGAAAAAAAUCCACCAGUAAAGAUGUGAUACUUGAUAGCCAAGAUGGAAUUGUUCAUAUCCCAAGUGUUACCCGUGAUGAUGCUGGAAGCUAUGAGUGUGAAGCAGCAAAUGAAUUUGGGAGGAGGAAAAUGGCAGGAACAUUAAGCGUGGAAGCUCUUUCCUCAACUGCCAUAACAUUGACCAAUCAACCAGAAAAUGUUACUGAGGCAGAGGAUUUUGAUAUUAAGAGUGCAACCUAUAAUACGCCACAUCCAGAAUAUGAGAGUGACAUUCCGGAAAAGGAAGAUUCGCUUACACCAAAGACCAAAAAUUUCACAUUGUACAGAUUAUCAAAAAAUGAUACCAUCACAUAUGCAGCGGAGGUUCUUGGUGCUGUCACAAAUGGUACAGAAGAGAUUGAAAUUAUCAUAGUCAAAACAGAACAGGAUUAUGUGACACCUGUGAUCAUCGCAGUUUUUUCUUUAGCAACAGUAGCAGGCCCCAUGGCAGCAAUAUUGGUUUACAUUUCUAGGAAGGCAAAGAUUAAUGGAUCCUACAGUCUUGUAAGCUCACUGAAACCACAAGUAUAAAGAAAGAUCAAAGUGACUACAGAUUUUCGAGAAGCUCAACAAAAGGACAAUGAUGUUAUUGCUCUGAGCCUUCAGUGUCAUUCAGUGUGAGAUGCCUUGACUUCCUCUGCCUUGCAAAAUCAUGCACUUUAAUAAGAAUGUAGAUUUUUAAUUAAGGAAACUGAGUGGGAGGUGAUCCGUGGAUGAGAAGACUGGCGAUGAACAACAAGAGAAUCCUUUCCUAAUAAGCUGUCGGCAGAGAACUCCAGAGAGCAUUCAACAUUCUUACUGUAUAGUGUAUACAGAAAUUUUACAGAAUUUCCUGAACUUAUUUAUCAUAAAAUGCACAGAACUGAAAAUACAUUUCAGAACUUGCAAGAUGCCUGUGACUACUGUACAUAGGAAGUGUCUUCUAUGAGAACUGAAACAACAGUUGACAAAGUUCAGAAAAAAAGCAUGAUGUUUUAAAUUGUUAUGGAGUGUUUUUCUUUCGAAUAUGGAUGCAAUCCAGCCUAGAUGAACACACUAAAGUCCCAUUGGUUUCAGUCUGAGAGAUUAAGUAUGCACUCAGUUCCUCCACUGAGAUCAAUAGGUCUUUACAGUACAGAACAUUGGCCAUCUAUGUCCUAUUAAUAUGAGUUCAUAACAAGCUAUCUAUAUACAUAUCCAUUCUCUCCUUCAUUUGCAGUCCUAUAAUUAUAGUAUUUCCAGAAGUUAUGGCAAUAUGAGCUACAGUUCUCUAAGAAUUCUAGCCAGGAUUCUUUAGGGGAACCUACAACAAUUAAAACUGGUAUAAAACUGAUAAGUUUUACAGUGCAAUCCUGAGUAACUCUGCAUAGGAUUGCACUAUAAGUGUAGGUGUUUCCUAUUGUUUCUUUCUACAUAGGUGGCUAUAAAUAAAGCUGGAAUCCCUCUGAAAGUGGGAUUUACUUCUAAAUAAACACAUACUGUUGCACAGCAUGUAUACUAAAUGGAGCCAAUAUCACAGAAUUAGAGUUUAAGGACAGAUUAUGUCUUUAAAGUGUAAAACAAUUGAAUUAACUGUGGCCAAUUACUUUUGAAGUUUAUCCUGUAUUUUACAAAAUGGAAUUUACAUGUUCUAAAUGUGAAACUACCGUUUUGUCACCAUUCGAAGGAAUGUUCUCAUUUUUUAAAAAAAUAUGAUAACACUGUAUGUUCAUGUUUUUGGUACUUUUACUACUUGUACAAUAAUAUUUAAAUCUGUUAAAGUAUAAAAUUGUCUUCUGUGAUAGAGCAUACUGGUAUGUUGUUUUUCUUUCAUUUCCUGUAUAUUAAUUACAGAAUUGCCAACUCCCGGCUGGGAAAUUCAUGGAGAUCUGAGGCUGGAGCCUGGGGAGGGACCUCAGUGGGGUGUAAUGCCAUAGACUCCACCCUCCGAAGCAGCCAUUUUCUCCAGGGGAAGUGAUCUCUCUUGUCAAGGGAUCAACUGUAAUUUCAGAAUAUCUCCAGAUCCAUUUGGAG
Eublepharis macularius is the source of this 3186-nucleotide messenger RNA. It is a transcript of the gene VCAM1, whose product is annotated as vascular cell adhesion molecule 1. Gene Ontology annotation, molecular function: integrin binding. Gene Ontology annotation, cellular component: membrane. The transcript is spliced from 7 exons. The record is from RefSeq and is a predicted model, not a curated record. NCBI's taxonomy places the organism in Eukaryota, Metazoa, Chordata, Lepidosauria, Squamata, Eublepharidae. Gene Ontology annotation, biological process: cell-cell adhesion. The coding region runs from base 124 to 1725 and encodes 533 amino acids.